ACGUGUCUUUGUGUUGUGUGCGUUGAACCAUAAGGCGCCGCUUGUAAACAAAACCAGCGGUGUUUACUUACUAGUGGUUUAAAGAAUCUUAACCCCUUACUAUAUAACCCAACCAGUGUUUUCCAUUUCAACUCAUCGAUCAAAUUUUCUCUCUCAUUAUUGAAUUGAAGUUUGUCUCUGUUCUUUCUGUGAUUAAUCAUGUCUAACACUGCUGGUCAAAUCAUCAAGUGCCGAGCUGCGGUUGCAUGGGAGGCAGGGAAGCCAUUGGUGAUUGAAGAAGUGGAGGUUGCGCCACCUAAGGCCGGUGAAGUCCGUUUGAAGAUCCUCUACACCUCACUUUGCCACACCGAUGUUUACUUCUGGGAAGCCAAGGGCCAGACUCCAUUAUUUCCUCGGAUAUUUGGUCAUGAAGCUGGAGGGAUUGUGGAGAGUGUAGGAGAGGGAGUGACUCAUCUGAAACCAGGUGACCAUGCCCUCCCUGUGUUCACCGGAGAGUGUGGCGAAUGCCCUCACUGCAAGUCGGAGGAGAGCAACAUGUGUGACCUUCUCAGGAUCAACACUGACAGGGGUGUCAUGAUCCAUGAUCAAGAAUCAAGAUUCUCCAUUAAGGGAAAACCAAUUUACCACUUUGUUGGGACCUCCACAUUCAGUGAAUACACUGUGGUUCAUGCUGGAUGUGUUGCAAAGAUCAACCCUGAAGCACCACUUGAUAAAGUUUGUGUUCUCAGCUGUGGAAUCUGCACAGGUCUUGGUGCCACUAUCAAUGUUGCAAAACCAAAACCUGGUUCUUCUGUUGCUGUUUUUGGACUCGGAGCUGUUGGUCUUGCUGCUGCUGAAGGGGCAAGGAUUUCUGGUGCAUCAAGAAUCAUUGGGGUUGAUUUAGUUUCCAGCCGAUUCGAAUUAGCCAAGAAGUUUGGGGUUAAUGAAUUUGUAAACCCAAAAGAUCAUAACAAACCUGUACAAGAGGUAAUUGCUGAAAUGACCAAUGGAGGUGUGGAUCGUUCUGUUGAAUGUACUGGCAGCAUCCAAGCUAUGAUCUCAGCAUUUGAAUGUGUCCAUGAUGGUUGGGGUGUUGCUGUUCUUGUUGGUGUGCCAAGCAAAGAUGAUGCUUUCAAAACUCAUCCUACAAACUUCUUGAAUGAGAGGACUCUCAAGGGUACCUUCUAUGGUAAUUACAAACCCCGAACCGAUCUUCCUAAUGUUGUGGAGAAGUACAUGAGAGGGGAGUUGGAACUUGAGAAAUUCAUCACUCACACUGUUCCGUUCUCAGAGAUUAACAAGGCUUUUGAUUUGAUGCUGAAAGGAGAGGCCAUCAGGUGCAUCAUUCGGAUGGAUGAAUAAGCUUAACAGUGAGAAAAUUGUCCCUGAUAGGGGACGGUUCUCUUUCAGAGAAAAAGAAAAAAACAAAAAUAAACGUCUUUUGUAAUCCCUUUUAAAAGUUAUCGAGUUUGUGGAGUUUGAUUUUGAAUGUAGAGAAUGAAUGAUAGGCCUUUUCCUACUGCCAUUGUGUAGUUUCUGUUUCUGAUAAAUAAAAAUAUUGUUGUCAAA
Molecule: messenger RNA, 1548 nt
Organism: Arachis stenosperma
Lineage: Eukaryota; Viridiplantae; Streptophyta; Magnoliopsida; Fabales; Fabaceae
Product: alcohol dehydrogenase 1
Exons: 10
Coding region: 199-1341 (380 amino acids)
Biological process (GO): formaldehyde catabolic process
Cellular component (GO): cytosol
Molecular function (GO): zinc ion binding; S-(hydroxymethyl)glutathione dehydrogenase [NAD(P)+] activity
Source: RefSeq, a predicted model, not a curated record